Aureobasidium musti is the source of this 492-nucleotide messenger RNA. Lineage: Eukaryota; Fungi; Ascomycota; Dothideomycetes; Dothideales; Saccotheciaceae. The record is from the annotation of a GenBank genome assembly.
AUGAGCAAUCGCACCACACUGUCUGGGUCGACAGUCGAUAGCGUCAAGCCCGAAGAGAAGUCCAACACAUUCGAAGAAGCUACAACCGUGCAAACGAAGCGACGACCUUCCUUUGCCACAAGGAGCAGCCUGGAAAGUACAGCGACUACGCUGCCAUCGUAUAGCGGGGUCUCUGAUCAACCGCCUGCGUACAGCGGCAGUGCUUUGCCAUCAAGUUCUGCUGGGAAACUAAAGGCCCAGGCUCAUACCUCGAAUGCUUCUAGCUCUAGUGGACCUAAUGCCGCAGCAGUUCGCGCUAUGUUUGCGCCACCGGAUCCGCGUACAGACAAGAUGCACACUACGCGUCCGAAGAGGGUAGAGAAUUAUGAUGAAGAUCCUACCUACAAAGGAAAGCUUGCUCGGAUGACUGGAAGCACAAGCAAGUGGAACUAUUUUGGCCAUGAUAUUGAGCAAUAUGGCAAUCCUUUCAAAAGCCUAAGAAGGAAGAAGUAG